Solenopsis invicta (red fire ant) is the source of this 13635-nucleotide messenger RNA. Its product is annotated as zinc finger and BTB domain-containing protein 6. Gene Ontology annotation, cellular component: nucleus. Bases 576 to 1760 code for a protein of 394 amino acids. Gene Ontology annotation, molecular function: protein binding; DNA binding. Gene Ontology annotation, biological process: regulation of transcription by RNA polymerase II. The record is from RefSeq and is a predicted model, not a curated record. Lineage: Eukaryota; Metazoa; Arthropoda; Insecta; Hymenoptera; Formicidae. The transcript is spliced from 5 exons.
UUUUCAAUUUUGUUACAUUAUUCAUUUAUAUCAAUUGAUAAAGUUCGACAUUUCGACCCACGUAUAUCUCUUCGGAUUGCCUCAUUCAUAUCUAUUUCUAUCAACGCAGAUUAAUUUUUAUCUUAGUUUAACUUACACUUUAUCUUUUUAUUAUUUAUUUUUAAUUUAAAGAAUUGGAUAAACAGGAAGAGUAAGUAAAUAGAUAUUAAAGUUAAUCUGCGUUGGUAGAGAUAGGCAUUAAAUUAAUCGUGAAUAAUCGUGAAUAAUCGUGAAAAGUAAUAGAACGUAGGCUCGGUCGCGUUUGAAUAGUGCGCGUUGGGGCGCCAUAUCGGCUGGCUGACGUAACGAAAGCGUGCGUUAUUUGGAAAAUAAGAAGGCCGGCUCUCGCACAGAUCGAUAUGGCGGGUCGCGUCGCGCGAAUUCCGUAUAUUCCGGCGCGAUAUAUUUCAUGCGGGAGACGUCGCGUUAUCGGUGCGCCGGCUAACGCGGCAUCCCGCAGGCAGUCGGAGAGAAGACGCGGCGUACGCUGAACCGCGUUUGAAUCCGAGCGCCCUUCGCGCCAUUCCCCGCGGCAGAUGCACGAAGGUCAAAAGUAUUUUAAAAAUAAGGCCGUAGGCAUUGGCAGAUUGGUAUGGCAGUGGACGUUAAGGGUCGGGUGGCGUUGUAAUGGCAAAAAGUUUACGAGAGAAGCGCGGAGGACGUUGUGUGGGCCUAGACAGCCGCGAUUUAAUCUGCGGGGAGAUAUUGUCAGAACGAUAGGAGAGUGCUCGUGGAGAAAGUGGUCGGGAUUGGAGAUAGACAAGAUGGACCAGCAGUAUUGUCUACGGUGGAACAAUCAUCCAGCCAACCUCACUGACGUUCUCAGCUCGCUGCUAGCCAGAGAGGCACUCUGCGAUGUGACCCUGGCCUGUGUCGGAGAGACUUUCAAGGCGCACCAGACCAUACUCUCCGCAUGCAGUCCGUAUUUCGAGAGCAUUUUCCUGCAAAACACCCACCCCCAUCCAAUCAUAUUCCUCAAGGAUGUCAAUGACACAGAAAUGAAGGCGUUGCUGCACUUUAUGUACAAGGGCGAAGUCAAUGUUAGUCAGCAUCUGCUACCGAUGUUCCUUAAAACAGCGGAGGCAUUGCAGAUCAGAGGCCUCACGGAUAAUAGUGUAAAUAACAAGACGGAGGACAAAUGCCCGUCACCAGAUCCAGAAACGCAAACUGGAGUUAGGCAUAGCGAUUCGCCUAACCUCCAGUCCCAUCAUGAAAAGAGGAAAAGAAAGAACUCAGGCAGCUACGACGUUUCUCUUUCUGGUCCACCUAGCGAAAGAUUCUUGUCUGACUCUCAGGGUCAUCCAGUUGGACUGAUAGGAGAAGAUGGAGGGGCCACGGCAGGAGCACUCAGUGAUGGUGUUCAAGGGAUUGAAUCAUCUGAGCACCAUAAUCCUCCGGAAAUGCUCGACGGACUUGAUGGUUCAAAAGCCUGGCACAUGCGGCUGACCUUUGACCGGGUGCCAGGCGGCUGCAACCUUCACAGGUGCAAGCUGUGCGGCAAGGUCGUGACGCACAUCAGGAACCACUACCACGUCCACUUCCCCGGCAGGUUUGAGUGUCCUCUCUGUCGUGCCACGUACACACGUAGCGACAACCUGCGCACGCACUUUAAAUUCAAACACCCCGAAGCGAGAAAAAUCGAUCUUAAUGAUUUCAUGGCGGGCUCGUUGGCGCUCUCAACGAGCAACGACACCAUGAACACCAUGAACACGCUAUCCUAAAAACGCCGGAAAAAAGAAAAACAAGAUAAAUGAGAUACAUAUAUAUUUAAUAUAUAUUUAAUACAUAUAUAUAUGUGUAUAUUAAAUAUAUAUUUAAAUAUGCACAUAUACAUAUAUAUUGAAACAUAAUAUAUAUAACAUACGCGCGCGCCCCAAAAAUUAUCUAUAUAUAAACAAUGGAAUAUAUACAUAUAUAUAUUUACUGAGAGCGCGGAUGGCCGCAGCCACAGGGGGGUAUUCCGCGUAAAUCGGCGAAAAUACGGCCCUGAAGUUACGGCCAUUGGGGGGAAAAGGGCCGGUCUCUCUCGGCUUUUCUUCUUUCUCGAACACCAAAUCUUUUAUAGGUUCUACGCUUAAGGGAUAUCGAGAACUUCUCCUGUAGGGGUCUUUUUUAACAAACGAAAAUCGCAAAAAUGGUAAAAAAAAAUAGGAAAGAUUAAUAUACAGCGAUGUGUACAGUUUAGUGUGCGUUGACUUUUUGGGAGUGGGCUUGUAGCUAACGUCGAAGCGCUGUGAGGGCUAAGUUCUUUCUUUCUUUCUAUUUUUUUUCCUUCCACGAGCCGCCGAGGAGCGGAGGUACGCGAGCGUAGUCGCGUCUCGAGGGCCAAAAAAGGCCGAGGUCACGAUCAUAAAAUCCAAUUCGAUUUGUCUCACCGGAAGAUGGAGAUUCGUUAGAGCGCGACGAUGACAGGACGGCGACGGGACUACGACGCGUUGCUCUUCCUCGAGCUUUUCGGCAGAUCAAACCCGUCGUUUUUUCGAUCGCGGCAUCGUCGACGCGAUCGGUUGAUCCGGGACGAGCCGUAUUGUUUAGCGCAGGUCGCUUUUUCGGCGUUUCUUUUACUCGUGCGAGGAGAGAAGGUACCUCUCUUUCGCGCGGAGCCGUCGUGCUUACGCUCGUGCUUUUCAUUUGCUGAUUCAAUAUAUCGCGGAUGAUCGUGAUCUACGUUGUUUACGAGACGCUCGCGUGCGUCAACCUCGUGCACGCGUCAACCGCGUCCGCGUCGCGAUGAUGUCCAAAGACCGGGCAGCUUUAUCUUUUCUUUUUUCCUUUUUCUCGUGGUGAGAAAAACGAACGCUGAUACUUUUUAGCCGCGGGGAAAGUCCGUGCGAUUGAAUUGAUGUGAACCGCUCGCGCGGUUAGUGUGUGUGCGCGCGCGCGCGGAUUUAAUUACAUAAUUAAUAUAAAUGCAUAUAUAAAUAAAUAUAUAUAUAUACAUAUAUAUAUAUAUAUAUAAAAUGGGAGCAAACGUGGUGCCAAUUUCCUCCCGUAGAUGCUGCUGCCGACCGAUCGGGACGGCGAGAUGGCAGCCGGAAAGAAUAUUAAUGAAUCAAUUAAUUAAUUAUAAUGAUAUCUAUUAAUUAUUAAGCUGAGUCGCUGGGAGUAAUUCAUUCGAUACGCAGGGUGAGUCGUAUAGUUGUUGAAGAGUUUAUAGUUGGACUUCAUAUUAGAAGAUUGUAAUCGUAAUGUAUUACCAGCCUUCGGAAAUCAGUAGCAAUAUUAACAUACACGUGCGCACCUACGCACGCGAGUUACACGCAAGUAUGUACACUCACACACGCACACCCUGACUUUUGAACACGGGGCGCAGCUCGCGAAGGGUCAGCACCGCGGAAGGGACACGCGCGAGAUACGCGCACACAGCAAAAAUCGAGCGACAACGAAAUCUCUGUCCUUUUCGCACACGUUGGUGAAAUUUUAAUAAUACGUUGUGUAGUCGCGCUUUGCAGUCCUAAUAUGAACUUUGACUAUAAAACGCACGUUACUUGUUAAUUAACACCUAAAGUCUAUAUUAUUAACGAUUAAGCGUCGCACGCCGCGCUGUUAUAAUGCGCGAUCGCGGGGUAAAUAGUGGAAAUCACGGAGACAUUCCACGAUUCGGGACUUAAGUGCGUAGGCAACAAAUAAGGUUUUACUUGUAUUGGAUGAUUUAUAGAGUACUAUAUUUUAUACUUUAUAUAACCCACCACACACUAAUAAUCUACCAUUGGUUGGAGAUAUAGUUACGUUAAAGAUUAAUUUUAUUCGAGGGAUGGUCACGAUACUCGUAUCGUCAUUGCACAUUGAUAUUUAAUUGGUUGGGGUGCAAUCUGUUUGUUCUUCUUUCUUUUUUGUUUGUUUUUUUCCUUCAUAUUUUUCAUCAUGAAAUUUACGUUUGACGUAUAUAUAUAUAUACAUAUUAUAAUCAUGGUUUUACAAGAGGAACACGGAUAAAUAUACAUCGCUCAAAAGUGAUUGGGAAACCACCUCUUCGAGUGCCGGCAUCGUCCGACACAUGACCGUCUGACACUUUGAAAUGUCCAAGAUUGUUCCUUGCGUUUAAAAGGUAUUUCACGGUCAUUUUAACAACAUCUGAGCUUGAGCAUUCCACGGACCUUCUCUCGUCCAAAGAGGUGAUCUUCUAAUUAUUUUUAGAGCGAUGCUUUUACAUAUUAUAUUACACAUGCACACGGAAGAGAGAAGAGAAGAGGCGCCUCGCAGAGUAGGUGCGGGACACAACAGGGACAGAAGCUUUCCUUAUUGAAGCGAAAGUGUAGCGACCCCCCACAGCGUCCAGUGCGAAUACUUUAAAGAUCAGCAAUCAAUUUAGAUCUUCCCCGUUUCUCGCGGACAAUGUGAGAUCUAAAUCGAUUAUUAAUCUGCGGAGCUGGUACCAAAUCCGACGCCAAAGUCGAGGGUCCGAUCGAAGACACUUUCUGCGUACGAAUGUUAAUGAUAAAAACGUAGCGACCCCCCUUUGGCGACCUUAGAUUUCUCUGUCGGAAACUUUUUGUCGAGGACACUCGACAGUUUUUUAGAAUUAGAUUUGAAAAUUAUCAGCGCUGAAACGUCGCAUAGUUACAGAUAGCAAUAAUCGCCUCUUUCAUGGGGGUCGCUAGCCAGAUAUCACAGAGAGGGAACACAUACAUACACGCAUAAGCAGAACUCCAUAGCUAUUCAAAGAGCCAAAUCGCAAUAUUGUGAUGAAAUGAUAUUACCGUCGAUCUUCUCUCUUUUUUGCAAAAAAGGGGCACUUUGCAUAGUUAAGGCUACCGAACACGCAUAUACCUAUAAUUUAAUAAUAUAUAAUCAGAAUAUUAAUAUAUUAUUGCAGAUUAUUAAGUAUAUACAUUAAUAUAUUGGAUAAUUUAUUUUAUUUUGUUUUAUCGUUUUAUGAUUUUAUGUAUAUGUUAUUCACUGUUUUAUAUAUACACAGCGCAACAUUAUAUUGCAAUACGCGACACACGCAAGGUUUAUUUAUUGACAGGGGCGGGGUUGAAUCGUGUUAUAAGGUGCACUUGCAGGCCUACCUCCUUGGCUGAGAAAUCACACGCCGAUCGACUUCUCUUCUUUCUCUCUUUGCCUUGCUUUUUUUCAAACUCUUUGCUACUUCCGCGCAACGCGUUGAUUUACCACGUCUAUUAAUUACGAUUGCCUAACGUUCCGUCGCGCCUAUCUACGCAAAAGUUGACCCUCCAGCUCUGAUUGAUGAAUAGAUUAUUGUGAUAUUUAUCAGCCGUUUUAUUUUAUUAUUAUUAUUUUUUUUUAUACGAAUAUUUGUCUUUGGAUAACUUUUAGAAUCCACGCAAAGUACACGUGGCAUUAUUUAACGAAUUAAAAUUUUAUAAAUGACACGAAACUUAAUUCUCUGAUUAAAAAGUCAGCAUGAUGUUACCGUCGUAUAAUAAUUUAGGAGUUGAUUGCAAUUUCUGUGUCGAGUCUGGAAGAAUUAAUAACACGAGACGAGUCGUCUCUGCUGCGCGGAAAGCGAAAGAGCGUGAGGGAAAAUCGAAGCGCGGAAGAAGCAGAGUCUAGAGGAGAAUAUGGGGAGAACAACUUUCACGAGCAAUGCUGAUUUUCUCAACAAUUCCGUCCUCCGUGCGAAAACAGGAGUACUCAAAUUUGACACCAAUCUGUUUAAAUAUAAAUUUAUAUGAUUAUUUAAAUUCAUCAAUUAAAUUAAUGUUAAGAAGGGCGGGGGAGGGGGGAAGGAAUUAUUCUUAAAAUUGUCAAGUCUGUGGACUUUUAAUAAAGAAUCCGCGUGGACUGCUAAGAACAUUGAUUCGCGUAAUAAUUUACUGUUCAUUCGGUAAUAUUUGUUCAAGGCUCGAAGGAGCGCCGAGAAAUCACCUGCACGCAAUAGCGCGUUGAAAGGCACCAUUUGAGAACCUUCGGUGGAAAACGUCAGCGCGAUUAUUUUUCCGCGUGUUUUCACGAUGCUCUCGAUACGUCAAACUCGGAUAAACGAUGGGCGAUGGUGGACGGCGCGGCGUGGCGCAGAUUUCGGCCGCGCACGUGACUCGCUCGUGUUCGCAGUCUCUCCUCGCGAUGCAUCCGCCCUGGGUGCAUUGCGGGCGUCCUCCGGGAGUUGAAACGAGAGAGCGAAGACAGAGGGAGAAAGCGUGUGGGCCGGGAUCGAUGUUUCCAUCGUGCGCGCGAAAUUAUGGUCCGGCCUGCAGUCGGGACGCGGUUGUACUUAAUUGGUUGACCGCGACAAAGUUUGACGGUGGAGUUUGCUUUUCAUCUUUCAUCCUAAUAUUGCGAGAGUCAACUUCGCCGCCGUCGUCGCUGUCGCCCUGUCGCCAUUAGAAUGCAUUCGUCGUUAGUCAGCCGGCGCGGCGCAGCGCGGCGCGGCGCGGCAUUCGAGAGGAGCUCCAUCCCUCGGGAAACUUCCGUUUUUGUCACCUGUCCGCGUGCGAAUAGACAGUUCGCUGAGUGAGCGAAAUUAUCACGAAUAUUAUCGGUAUAUACUUAGGCAUUCUUUUUAACUUUUUAGAUGAACGCCGAACGCCGCGCGCGCACAGCGCAAUUACGCGGAUCGAUGCGGAGAAGUCACGCAACACGUGAUAUUAUAUUAGCCAACUAAAUUACUACGCGAUUGUUAGAUUUUUGCCCCUUUAAUAUCCUGUUACGCAUCUAAUUGCGACUCUAAUUUCGACGUCUCUCUGAAAAGACAUUUAAAAAUUUAUACCGCAUCCCGAAAUUAUCCGUAGAGAUAAUUUUUUUAUGAAAAUAUUUUUUUAAAUCUGACCUUUCAGUAGGAAUAAAAUAAUUACGCGUAACGAAUCAUUCUGGUAUUAAUUGUCGCGAGGUCACUCGCCAAUCUGCGAAUAUUAUAUCUGUAAAGCGCGUGUUAAAUAAUUCAAUAAUGUCAGAAUCAACACUCUAUUUUCCAUCGCGCAAUAUUUACAUAAACAAUAGCGACGUAUUUAUACGGUUUGCGCGAUUAUUAUUCAACAGCGUUCGUAGACGCGUGACUUUUCGUUCGUGCUGCAUUUACGUAUGUUGAACGUUCGUCGGCACUGCACGCCGACCACUGUCAAUUUCCGGAAUUAUCCAUACACAAACUGUCAAAUGGUCACGGCCGUACAAAGCAUCCGAACCAGACGUCGUACAUACGUAAACGAUUUACACAUUUGCGCACGCAUAGAUUUCACGCGUACGGAAAGGUCGUCGUAGCGACGUCGUAUCACGGUCGACUAGAGCGAUAGGCGUAUACACAUUUUCUCGGCAUGAAUAAUGAUUUCCCGCUAAAGAUUCUAACGCAGUCAUUUUCGCGAAAGUUAAUUAAAAUCCGGGAAGACCACAAAUCCUCGGAUCUUCUGUCCUCCAUCCGUUUCUCGAUAAUUCUUUAAACCUUCCGAUUUCCGAGACGGAAAUCUCGGCGUUUUUGAAGCUUCUCUCGAUCUUCUUUUUCAAUCUUUUUAAGUUUGCAAAAAUUAACCUCGGAUGCCAAAGUUUUUCAAGUGAAAUUCCAGUUAAAAUCGUAAACGUUGAAUUCACUUGGCCACGAAUUUUCCGCGGAUUUUGAUUGUGCUCGUCGAGUCCUAUAGGUGCCGUAACUUGGCGUUUCAUCACCAGGGUUUCACGGCCGGAAAUCUGACGCGCGCUUUCGCAGCCAUAUCGAUCGUCCGGCGCUCACGACGAUCGGGAGCGCUCGCCGAUUGCGUGCAUACAUGCGGAGCACGAUGUUUGGCACGCCACGUAUUUCGACGGAUAAAUAGCUGAGUAGAUGCGGCAAUGGCCAGGCCAAGUGGGAGGCGGAUCGCGGUUCUAUCAGAGAGCAUCGUGAAAUCGUGUGAAGCAGUGUUUUUCCAACUUUUUCAAAUCGGACUUUCCUAAAACUUCAGACAUUUGUAUUGCUUAUUGCGAUAAUAAUUUUUAUUAUUUCUAUUUGAAUAUCUCUUUUUAAAAUUUUAACCGACGAUUAUCUUCUGCCUGAAAAACUCGCGGAAGUUGUAUUUUAUUACAAAAUAAAUGUAUACAAGGAAAGAGGAUGAUAAUCCUUUUUUAAGGUAUUCACGUAUAAGUGCAAUAUAAUGACAACAUUGCAAUCAUGAAAUAUUAAUUAUCAGUUAUUACAUUAUUUUAGAAAAAAAAAUCAAAGUAUUUGCAAGCAGAUGUUACUUGUUUUCUUCGAUAUAUUUAUUGGUUAUAAAAAAUUGAGUUGUGCCGAAGAAAUAUAUUUUAUUUUUCGUAUUAAUUGGUUUAUUUGCUAGGAAUAAAAUUUUACUUCGUAUUUGAAUAUUUAUUUUAAUGAAAUAAAUUUUUCUCACAAAUAAAUUUUUAAACAUCUUUUUCUCAGUGUAUAAGGAAAUAACAAGUGUUAACAAAUAGUGCAUACAUUUCUUUUUAAUUUUAACAAAUUUUAUUUAUUUUAUCAGAAUCGAAUAUAUAUAUAUUUUUUGGAUAUAUUUUCCAAGCUGUAUAACUGCAUUAAUGUUCGUUGCGGCUUUCCACUCUCGUUUCACCCCCUCCGCGAAUCUAUUAUAAUAUAUUGCGUAUCACGCGAGAGUACGUGUGGAAAAUCCGAUUCGGAAAACACUGGUAUGAGAACGCUGAUCCACCGAGGACGCGAAAUACGCGCGUGAAAUCGGAAAAACAACCGCGAAUGGAGUUGUCGUCGACUCGGAAACGUAAUCGGCGCGGAUCGUUCCGUCCGCACGUCGAAAACCAGACGAAUGAACUUUCCGCCAUCCGCGUCGUCGCCCCUAUGCGCGUGGGAAAAAGGGGAUUUUUACGUCAACGUUUUUCCUUACCACCACCGUCGCGCUUUCGCGACUCCAUCCCUGCAUCACGUUGCAUUAUCGCGCGGCUGUCCUCAGCGCGGACUAAUUUAUUCACGGCGCUUUAUAUCCGGCGGCGUCCGCUAUGCCGACGCGCGAUUUGCUUUGUGAUUCAACUCUCCCUCUUUCGCAACUUUGCAUUUUGUUACGCGAAACAUGAAUAUAUGACGGAGACGCGCGUCGGGCCUCGUCGAAUUUUUAAAAACCGAAAUUAAGAUGCGGAUUCGCGAAGGGGAUCGCCGUGGAGUGUGCGAGCUUUUUGCGCGAAGCGCUAAUUCAGCGCGUUGCAACGAAUGAAAGUUCUUUCAAAUUAGACGCAGUCUUCGGAACGUAUGAAACUUUCAAAGAGACGGAGGUAACGCGAAUCGGGAGUGUUUGAAAUUUCGGCGUGUCACUCUUCGCGCGAAAUCUUUUCUCGGUUUUUCGUCGGGAUUGGCGAACGCGUGCAACGGUAUCGUUUCGAAAGGCCAUUAGAAAAUUAAAACGCGACACGGCGAGAGCGUCAAAGUCAACGGGGAAACUACGCGAUGCUCGCGAGCGGGAUAACAAUGGAAGCUGCAGAACUGCUAUCGGAGCAUUCGGAGCGUCCGUAUAAAACGAAUUCCCCGAUAAAAAGCUAACUCCGAAGCACGCGAUCCGAUAUAAACGACCCGUCAAAUCUUUCGUCCAAGUGUUACGAGCCAAAUAAAUCACGAUGCCCGGAGGCAACGUCGUCGUCGUCGUGACGAAAAAAUCGAGCGCUUGUUACGAGCGUGGAAUGACGUAAACGAGAGGGAGGGGGGAAAAAAUGGUCGAUGUCCCGAUAGAUAGAUUGUAAACCUGCGUGGGACUGACCACGUUAAGUUGAAAUGUAUUUCGAUUUUAUUUCCGGUCAUUCGUUUUAAAGGUAGCAGAGACUUUUAUACGAUCUUGGUUCCAAAUUGUUCUGUCGUUUUGCUAGGGCGCGGACAACGCCGCAGCAAAACGAAUAUCGCGAGUAUCGCAAAAUUCGAAAGUGCUCGAGGAAAGAUCCCGAUAUAAUCUCUGUUAAUAAAUAACUGUCCGCCGGUAUACGUGUCGCCGCUGUUAUUCGACGCGACGAGACGUCGUAUUUCGUUUCGUACCGUCGUCGGAAACCCGCUGGCUGCCCGCUCGUCGCGAUGGUGCAGCAUCGACAUGUGAGUCUCGAAAAGAGGGUUCCGGGGAAAAGCCCACCACCGUCACCGCCGCCGUCGCCGCCGCCACGAUAACGGCGGUUAUGGAAGCGCGAGGCAAUAACCUUUGGCGGAAAGUUUAUUUAUCUGGGAGUGGCGUGACGCGAGAAAACGAACAAGACGGAUUUCUAUAAAGGUCUUCUUUUUCUAAAUCCCGUGACUUUUGUACGCCCGCUCGCAGAAUUCCUUUUUAUCUGCGAACUAUACACGCCGAAACUUCUCGCUUUUCGUUUUUCUGCGGGGCGGAGCAUCGGAGAGGACGAAAUCAUGAGAUUGGAACUUGUACACAGGGUGCUCCCCAAGUGACAUAUAUACAUACAUACAUACAUAUAUAUAUAUAUAUAUAUAUAUAUAUAUAUAUAUAUAUAUAUAUAUCACUGGCACGGAAGCGUUUCUCGGCGAUAUUUCUCGUCUAUUUGAAGAGUAAUCUUAAGGACUUAAGAGUCUAACGCAGAAAAUUAUUAGAUGAUAAUACUACUAAAUGUUCAGCCAUCCAGGUGUCAAGUUUUACUAUGAAUGUACGUGUUUUGUAAGUGCAAUGUGUAAGAGAGUCGAAGAAUUUCAAUCUCUAGAUGUGCGAAACUCCUUGCAAUUAAUCCGUAGAAUAAAUCGUAGCUUAAGAGGACACGCUCGAUCGUAAGCGAUUCGAGGAGAGAGAAAAUCCCGUGUUAGUGAUUUAUAUAUCUCCCAGGGCGCCCUGAAACACACCACUUAUCCCCUUGUAAAAGCUCGCGUGCACCCGAGCCGACGUACACGUCCGAUUACACAUGCAUCUGCGGGGACAGAUAAAAUACAUCGAUACACGAAAGAUCGGGGUACACGCAGGGUCGGGAGGGAUGAGGGAGGGGGGGAUUCGGGUGAAAAAGAGAGAGAGAGAAAUACUCGGCACACAAUUUCACGAAACAUUGAAUCGGCCUGCGUGCCGGCGUUUUAACUCGGCCGCGGGUCGCCUGGCUGUUAUAUCGAAAACUUUUAUUAAUUAUAAAUGGAAAUUACUAUGAUGUACUACUAUUACUACCACUACUGCUACCGCUACUAUUAUUACUAUGACUACUGCUACUACCACUACUAUUACUAUUACUACUGCUACCACUAUUACUAUUAUUACUACUACAUAUAGGUAUUUAUAUAUUUACAACUGCGUGGUGUGGAGUGGAACAUUGUGAUAUAAUAGAUUGGUGCUAACACCUUAUUGAAAUUGAAAUGAAUUUAAUGAAAAAGAAAAAAAACGUGCAAUAUUGCGAUAGUAAAAGAUUGCGGGGGCACGGGCGCUAUCGCGCGGCGGCCAAGUUGCGUUCUCCGAAUACUUUCGGUGCAGGCGGGAACGAGAGAGCGGGUAAGGCGAGCGAACGAGUGGAAUAAUGUUUCUCCUCUGAAUUUUCUGAAAUCCUCGUCGUUGCGCUCGGCGCAGUUGAUCCGAUUCCGGGGGUGAUCGAAUGACGGUCGAAUUACGCGAGUUGCGGAAUGCGAUGACUCGCGGCGUCGAUUACGCGGAUGCGGCCAUCGUUUGCGCACGACCGGUAACCGAGGGGAUCGGGUUGUACGGCGUAGACAUUAAAGAGUACUUAAAGAAAUUCAAACUUGUCCAAAUUGAUCCUCGAAAGUCUUAUCUUCUUCUCCCGAUUAUUCAUAUAUAUAUAUAUAUAUAUAUAUAUAUAUCUUUGGAUUGGAUUUCCCUUCCCAAUACUUGCACCUCACGAUCUUUCGAAUCAAAGAUCCACUUUGAUAGCGCGAGUUUGAAAAUGUCUAGCAGCCGUACGUGCAGUACUCUCGUUCGGCUGUCUCACGAUUGACAACGAAGCGCGAACGAACCCCGGAAUCGCGUGGAUCGGCGCGCGAUCGAGGAGACGUUCCAAACAAUCGAGGACUGAGUGUGCGAGAAAAGCGAAGAAAGAAACUAUGGCUGUGCAAGUGAACAUUAUGAGUGUAGUUAAAUAGGCGUUACCUAGGGAUUAGGCUUAGCUGAUAGGAUAAGGGGCGCGUUUAGGCGUUUUGUUGUUUUUUCCACCACCGCGCGACAGCCCCCUGCUCCUUUUGUACAUUAUUAAACUAAAAAAAAAGUACUAUUAUUAAUAUCUCUUUAUAUAAUAAUAUAUAUAUAUACAAAUUACGGAUUAACUAUGGAUAUAUAUGUAUAUACACACACACACGAUAUAUGUAUAUAUAUCUAUCUUCAUAUAUAUAUAUAUAAAUAUAUAUAUAUACAUUUUGUUAUUUUUCUCGGGGGAUGAAUAAACUAUAAUAAUUGUAAAUCGUAACAAUAUAGGGGAUCAGUGUUCCCUGCGAGAAUACUGAGCGUGUUCUACUCAUCAUUUUAAAAAAACCAACAAAUUUAAAAUAAAAUAAAAUGUGAAUCGGCGCGACUGUCAGACUGAAAGUUGUGAUUUAACGCGUGUAAAUAUAGAAAACGAGCCUCUAAAAUUAGAUUCGACAUUUUAUGAACGAACGGCGAGAGGAAGCAAAUCGUUAUCCGUUGCAUUUUUCGCAUUGUAUGUGUAACGUGUACGAGAGAAAGUGUAAGAGAAAGAGAGAGAAUGCGUGCGUGUAUGCUUGCGAGAAAAGAAGGAACCAAAUCGCGAUUAACGUCCUUUCUUUUUUCCAAACGUCUCAUCUUUCUCCUCUUUCGACACACGUUGAAGAAAAAUUUGCAUCACCGUCCCAUAGCGCUCAAAUACACCGAAAGCUCAAACGUCCGUAAGUUUGAACGGCGAAUUUUAAGAAAGAAAAAAAGAAAACGAAAAGAUGAAUUCGGCGAUCGAGAUAGCCGAUUCGAUCGAAAAAUUCGACGUGAUCGCAAACGUUUCGUCAACGUGUGUGUGUCAAUUUGUAGUAUUUUUUCUUCCUAUUAUGUUCCUAAUCUCGGACCCGACUUUCAUGUCUUUCUCUUUUAGUUCCUCCUUUCCACGGAAUUUUAAUUUCCAUUCCUUUUUGGUCUUUCUUUCCUUUCACCGUUGUCAUUCGUUUUUUCGAAAGGUUCGAAAGUUUUUUUUUCAACAGUGUUGUUAAAAAGACACUGCGAGUAAUGAAUGCGAUUAAAAAUAUUCGGCGCGAUUAAAUAUUUGGACAAAAAGGGAGCAAGGCUCGUCAGAUUUUAACGCGUUUGCGAAUGAAGGUUCAAUCGCACGACUGCCGUUGUCGCCGUCGUUAUUAUUGCCCUUUUGGACCAUGAACGACGGCGAUCACGACGAUCGUCGAUUUUGCGAAGCGGCAGAUUGCUUGAGAGCUGAUAUCUUUCUAUUACACAUAAACGAGUGUUUGGCUCGAAACGUGCAAUAGGCGUAUUUAGCAAGGAAAUGGAGAAAAAGAAAAAAAAAUUUCGAAGAGAAACUCUCUCUUCUGAUUAAUGGAAUGAAUUAGUUAAGGCGUCAACCGGUUUUUAUCACGAGAAAUUAUUCUUACUAUUACUACUUCUCUUAUUGUUAUUACAAUUAUAUUCUUAUCUUUAUGAUUAUUCUAACAUAAAGUCUCUUAUGUUUACAAUUGCAUUAUUAUAUACAUCUUUAAUUCUAGUGUAGAUAAUACGAAUGAUGAUAAUGAUGAUAAUGAUGAUGAUAAACAAAAAAAUGGAGAAUUAAUCACAUGUGCAUUUAAUGUAUUUCAUACUAAUUUUUUGAUUAAACAUAAUUGUGUGUUAA